Hevea brasiliensis (rubber tree) is the source of this 1005-nucleotide messenger RNA. RefSeq names its product proteasome subunit beta type-3-A. Lineage: Eukaryota; Viridiplantae; Streptophyta; Magnoliopsida; Malpighiales; Euphorbiaceae. The transcript has 7 exons. Gene Ontology annotation, biological process: proteasome-mediated ubiquitin-dependent protein catabolic process. The record is from RefSeq and is a predicted model, not a curated record. Gene Ontology annotation, cellular component: proteasome core complex, beta-subunit complex; proteasome core complex. The coding region runs from base 162 to 776 and encodes 204 amino acids.
UAAUUAACUCGACUUGGGCUGGAGGCAAAAGCUUGGAGUAGCAUACAAGCCGAAACCGCCAUUUGUGCAUCGGGCACUUUUCUAUUCCUUUUUCUCUUUAGCUCCCUCCUUUGAAACACUAAAACGAAGCUCUCUCCUCUAAUCUCUGCAGCUCAAUCUCAAUGUCGAUAUUCGAGUACAAUGGGAGUGCCCUAAUAGCGAUGGUAGGGAAGAAUUGCUUCGCUAUAGCGAGUGAUCGGCGACUCGGUGUCCAGCUCCAAACUAUUGCCACCGAUUUCCAGCGAAUCUACAAAUUCCACGAUAGGCUCUUCAUGGGUCUCUCUGGCCUAGCUACUGACGCUCAAACUCUGUAUCAGAGGCUUGUUUUCCGUCACAAAUUGUAUCAGCUGCGAGAAGAGAGGGACAUGAAGCCUGAGACAUUUGCUAGCCUCGUCUCUGCUCUCCUUUAUGAGAAAAGGUUUGGUCCAUACUUCUGCCAACCUGUAAUUGCUGGAUUGAGUGAUGAGAACAAGCCUUUCAUUUGCACAAUGGACUCAAUUGGUGCCAAGGAACUUGCGAAAGAUUUUGUUGUUGCUGGCACAGCCUCAGAGUCGCUUUAUGGUGCUUGUGAAGCAGUGUUCAAGCCUGACAUGGAACCUGAAGAAUUAUUUGAAACUGUGUCUCAAGCGUUGCUAUCAUCAGUAGAUCGGGACUGUUUGAGUGGUUGGGGUGGACAUAUCUAUGUUGUCACACCCACUGAAAUUAAAGAAAGAAUCUUAAAGGGAAGAAUGGAUUGACAAUUGUUCAUUACGCUGAAGACCAAAGUCCUUCCAUACAAAGAUUAGGCCACCUGUUUUGGAAUAUUUUCGACCCAUAGACACAUAUUUGAAAGAGACCUGGUUUAUUCAAUGAAUGCUGUUACUGUAUAACUUGGUGAUAUUACUGUUUAUAAGAUUUGUGACUUGAAGCUAUUAUAAAUUUACGCUUUUAAAAUGCAGCUUCUAGUUCCAAGCUUGAUUUUUGUUA